AUGGGACGUUUACAAGUAGCUAUUGAUCGUGGUGGUACAUUUACUGAUGUAGUAGCACGUACAUCUGAUGAUAAAAUUGUUACAAUGAAAUUAUUAUCUGAAGAUCCAGAGAAAUAUAAAGAUGCUCCAACAGAAGCAAUACGUCGGUUAUUAAAACAAGAAUCUUUUCCACUUAAUCCAGCUGAUGUUGAUUGGAUUCGUAUGGGUACAACUGUAGCAACAAAUGCAUUACUUGAACGAAAAGGUGAACGUGUUGCUUUAUUAGUUACAAAUGGUUUUCGUGAUUUACUUUAUAUUGGAAAUCAAUCACGACCGAAACUAUUUGAUUUAUCAGUUCGUAUACCUGAUGUUCUUUAUGAAGAAGUUGUUGAAGUACAAGAAAGAGUAGUAUUAUGUCGUGAUGAUUGUAAAUUAGAUAAUGAAAUUCGAGGUAAAAAUGAACAGAAGAAAACAACAACAGGAGAUAAAAUUGAAGUCUGGAAAGAAGUUGAUGAAGAACAAUUACGUAAAGAUUUAAAUGCAAUUAAAGAAAAAGGUAUUUUAUCAGUAGCUGUUGCACUUCUUCAUUCAUAUUGUUUUCCUGAUCAUGAAUUACGUGUUGGUGAAAUUGCGCGUGAUAUGGGUUUUACAAAUGUAUCUUUAUCACAUCAAAUAAUUGCUAUGCAAAAAUAUGUUCCACGUGCUCAUACAGCUUGUACUGAUGCUUAUUUAACUCCAUGUUUAAAACGAUAUAUUGAUACAUUUUCAAGUGCUUUUGAAAAAAAUAAACUUGAUGAACUUAAUGUUUUAUUUAUGCAAUCAGAUGGUGGUUUAACACCGGUUGAAAAAUUUUCUGGAUCACGAGCAAUUCUUUCUGGACCUGCAGGUGGUGUUGUUGGAUAUUCUACAACAAGUUAUAUAGAUUCUCAACCAGUUAUUGGUUUUGAUAUGGGCGGAACAUCAACUGAUGUUAGUCGAUUUGAUGGUUCACUUGAACAUGUUCUUGAAAGUACAAUUGCAUCUGUUACUAUACAAGCACCACAAUUAGAUAUUAAUACAGUAGCUGCUGGUGGUGGAAGUAUAUUAACAUUUCGUUCAGGUCUUUUUCGAGUUGGUCCAGAAUCAGCUGGUGCUCAACCUGGCCCAGCAUGUUAUAGAAAAGGUGGACCAUUAACUGUAACGGAUGCUAAUUUAAUCUUAGGUCGUUUAAUAGCCGAAGAUUUUCCAGCAUUAUUUGGACCGAAAGGAGAUGAACAAUUAGAUUCGGAAGUCACAUCAAAUAAAUUUAAAGAAUUGACUGAAACAAUCAAUUCAUUUUUGAAAGAAAAUGAAAAAAAAUCAUUAAGUGUUGAAGAAAUCGCUUUAGGUUUUAUUAAUGUUGCAAAUGAAAGUAUGAGUCGUCCUAUUCGAGCAUUAACUGAAGGUAAAGGUUUUGAUCUUCGUGAUCAUGUUCUGGCGUGUUUUGGAGGUGCUGGUGGUCAACAUGCUUGUGCAAUUGCCCGUACUUUAGGCAUGAAAACUGUAUUUGUUAGUCGUUUUGCUGGUGUACUAUCAGCAUUAGGUUUAGCUUUAGCAGAUGUUGUUCAUGAAAUGCAAGAACCAUCCGGUAAAGCAAUUAAUCCAGAUAACUGGUCAACUGUUCUUGAUCGAUUAAAACAUCUUUCAAAAUGUGGAGUCGAAGAGCUUACUAAACAAGGACAUGAUCAGAAAUCAAUUAUUGUAGAAAAAUAUUUAAAUCUUCGAUAUGAAGGAACUGAUUGUGCACUUAUGUGUACAAGCAAUGAAGAUACACCUGAAUCAUUUACAAAUCUAUUUCUUAAAAAAUAUCAAGAUCAAUUUGGUUUUACAUUACCGGAUCGUCCAAUAAUUACAGAUGAUAUACGAAUACGUGCAUUAGCAAAAUCAGCAAUGAAUAUUGAUCGAAAAAUUGAGAAUCGACCCAAUGAUAAACCUUUAAAAGAAUCAAAAAAAACUAAAUGUUAUUUUGAAAAAGGUUUUGUUGAAACAUCUGUUUAUCUUAUUCAUGAACUUUUUGCUAAUGAUAAAAUAUCUGGUCCAGCAAUUAUUAUUGAUCCUAGUUGUACAAUUCUUAUUGAACCAAAUUGUGAAGCUACAGUUACAGAUUGUGGUGAUAUUCAUAUUUCAAUUGAACAUAUUAAAGAUGAUACAGAUUCAACUGAACUUGAUCUUAUUAAAUUAUCGAUUUUUCAAAAUCGUUUUAUGAGUAUUGCAGAACAAUGUGGACGUGUUCUUCAAUUGACUGCUAUAUCAACGAAUAUUAAAGAACGUUUAGAUUUUAGUUGUGCUGUAUUUGGUCCUGAUGGUGGUUUAGUUGCCAAUGCUCCACAUAUACCAGUACAUUUAGGAGCUAUGCAAGAAGCUGUACAAUAUCAAAUGCGUUCUAUUGGUCAUGAAUUGCGUGAUGGUGAUGUAAUUCUAUCAAAUCAUCCUGCAGCAGGAGGAACUCAUCUACCAGAUUUUACAGUUAUAACACCAGUAUUUCAUAAAGAGAAUAAAGAUAAACCAGUAUUUUUUGUUGCAAGUCGUGGUCAUCAUGCAGAUAUUGGUGGUUUAACUCCAGGUUCAAUGCCACCGAAUUCAACAUCUUUACUUCAAGAAGGUGCACAAUUUAUUUCAUUUAAAAUUGUUGAACAAGGAAAAUUUAAAGAGAAAGAAGUGACAGAUCGAUUAAAUGAACCAGGAAAACUUGAAAAUUGUUCAGGAACUCGAACAUUAACACAUAAUAUUGCUGAUUUAAAAGCACAAAUAGCUGCUAAUCUUAAAGGUGUUAAAUUAGUUCAAGAAUUAAUUGAUAUUUAUAGUCUUAAAGUAGUUCAAGCUUAUAUGGGUUAUAUUCAAGAUAAUGCUGAAACAGCUGUUAAAGAUUUGCUUAAAAGUGUAGUACAAUCUUUAUCUGAAAAAGAGAAUAAUGAAAAAGAUAAAGAUCAUGCUAAAUUACAAGCUGUUGAUUAUAUGGAUGAUGGAACAAAGAUUUGUUUAUGUGUUGAAAUUAAUGGAAAAGAACGGAAAGCUAAAUUUGAUUUUACGGGUACAAGUGAACAAGUAUGGUAUAAUUGGAAUGCACCACGUUCAAUUAGUUAUUCAGCUAUUAUUUAUUGUCUUCGAGCUAUGAUUCCUCAUGAAAUACCAUUAAAUCAAGGAUGUAUGAGACCAAUUGAAGUUAUUCUUCCACCAGGUUCAAUUCUGGAUCCACAUAAAGAUGCUGCAGUUGUUGGUGGAAAUGUAUUAACUAGUCAACGUUUAGUUGAUGUUAUUCUUCGUGCAUUUGGUGUUUGUGCUGCAUCACAAGGAUGCAUGAAUAAUAUCACUUGGGGUGAUAAUAAUGCCAUGAGUUAUUAUGAAACAGUAGCUGGUGGAGCUGGUGCUGGACCAAAAUGGCAUGGACGAUCAGGUGUUCAUACUCACAUGACGAAUACUCGAAUAACUGACCCGGAAAUUCUUGAAAAACGAUUUCCUGUUGUUCUAUUAAAAUUUUCUCUUCGUUUACAAUCUGGUGGUCAUGGUAAAUUUCGUGGUGGUGAUGGUGUAGAUCGACAAAUAUUAUUUCGUACUCCUAUAACCUUAUCAAUUUUAACUGAACGACGUGUACAUCAACCAUAUGGAUUAUGUGGAGGUGGGAAUGGUCAAAGUGGAAAGAAUGUAUUAAAACGUGUUGAUGGAAGAUUAGUGAAUUUAGGUGGAAAAUGUUCUGUACCGAUGAAACCUGGUGAUAUAUUUAUUUUACUGACACCCGGUGGUGGUGGUUAUGGAAAAGAAGAUGAUGAUCACGAACAUAAAUCUGAUGAAGCAGAAUUUCGAUCAUUUAUUGAACGUGGAAGUUUAUUUGAUUACAGACUUGCUCAAGAAGGCGUCUAA
Messenger RNA from Adineta steineri, 3855 nucleotides. The record is from the annotation of a GenBank genome assembly. NCBI's taxonomy places the organism in Eukaryota, Metazoa, Rotifera, Eurotatoria, Adinetida, Adinetidae.